Molecule: messenger RNA, 1301 nt
Organism: Salvia miltiorrhiza (redroot sage)
Lineage: Eukaryota; Viridiplantae; Streptophyta; Magnoliopsida; Lamiales; Lamiaceae
Exons: 11
Coding region: 273-1139 (288 amino acids)
Biological process (GO): transcription by RNA polymerase III
Cellular component (GO): RNA polymerase III complex
Molecular function (GO): DNA binding
Source: RefSeq, a predicted model, not a curated record
UUAGCUCAAUUGGUUAGAAGAGAAUAAAUGAAUAAAGGCCCAACCACGACACCGCCGCCAUCACCUUUCUGAAUUAAUCGACACCGCCCUAACUCCGCUGCCUCACCUCACCCCCUUGCGCCGGCUGCCGCCGAUCAACCACGACACCGCUGCCAUCACUUUCUCUCAAAACCUAAAUCCCCCGCCCCAGCCCUUCUAGCCACUGUCGCCGGUAAACCUCAACGCCGCCGCCGAUCGUUGCUAGAGGAUAGUCGACCAAAGUUGUAAGCAUCAUGGAUCCUGAUCCGUUGGCUGGUUCCACCGGCAAUGCGCCAAGGAAGGUGAAAUUUAAACCAAAAGCUCCUCCCAAGAGAGUUAAAAAAGAAGUCCUCCCUAAAGCUGAGAAAGAAGAAGAUGACAUUGAUGAGGCGAAGGCAGAGCAUCUUCUACGCCGCUUUCAUGAAACAUCUUCAGGGAGGCCUAAGACUGAAAAGAAAGUUACGCUUGCUCAAGUUGCAUUUGGUAUUGGAGGAUCAUCUGGAAACAUUAAGUCAUAUCGUCCUGCCAAUGACGCAUCUUCCGGGUUUGCCAAAGUGGCGAAAGAAUACAAGGAACCAUGGGAUUACUAUACGUAUUAUCCAGUAACGCUUCCUGUGAGAAGGCCUUAUGCAGGAAAUCCAGAACUUCUCGAUAUGGAAGAAUUCGGCGAAGAUCAAGAGAGACCGGAAUCUGAAGAACUUGCAACAAAUGCAGCUCAAGAACUUGGUCUCUUGGAUGAAGGUCAGGAGAAUAACAUGUUCUUCCUUCAGUUGCCAAGGAUGUUGCCCACGAUUGCACAUUCAUCUGAUUCAAAAGUCCCGGAACCCAAGAGCACAAACCCCUUAAAGGGUCGAGACAAAUCUCAAAACCCCUGUAAAUUGGAUUCACUACAAGAAGGUUUGAUUGGGAAAAUGUUGGUAUAUAAGAGUGGUGCUGUAAAGUUGAAGAUCGGAGAUGCAAUAUACGACCUGUUUGCAGGUAUCUGCAGGACUGAAGUGUAUGUUUGCUCAAGAUGUUGUUGCCAUCAAUGCGGAGAGGAAACAUUGUUGCAACUUUGGGGAACUGACCAAGCGGGCAGUCGCAUCCCCCGACAUAGACAGCAUGCUAGAAAUUAUGGCUGAGUUAUGAUCAUUCUUUUGUUCUUCAACUUAAGAAAAUUUUGCUUGCAGGAAUAUAUAUAAGGAAUCUCAGGCAUAAAAUGAGCAGAGGUUAGUUGAAUUCUGUGUCAUCUGUUAAAUUUAUUUCUAAGAAAAAACAAAUGCACUUGUAUAUUUUUGUUGUCA